Messenger RNA from Hyla sarda, 1482 nucleotides. Its product is annotated as alcohol dehydrogenase 1-like. Gene Ontology annotation, molecular function: all-trans-retinol dehydrogenase (NAD+) activity; zinc ion binding. The record is from RefSeq and is a predicted model, not a curated record. Gene Ontology annotation, cellular component: cytosol. NCBI's taxonomy places the organism in Eukaryota, Metazoa, Chordata, Amphibia, Anura, Hylidae. Bases 292 to 1260 code for a protein of 322 amino acids. Gene Ontology annotation, biological process: retinol metabolic process; retinoic acid metabolic process. The transcript has 9 exons.
UGUGUUAUACACAGCAAUAGGAAGUGUUACACAACUGAUCAGUAAAUGGUAGGCUAGCAUUUGUUUUAUACAGACAAGCUGCAAUGGGUGUCUAUCUGGACUCUACACUAUACAUGUUUUACUGUCUUGCACCCACAGGUCAUCAAAUGCAGGGCUGCAGUCGCCUAUGACUUCAAAAAGCCAUUUGUUGUUGAAGAAAUUGAAGUUGCUCCACCCAAGGCUCAUGAAAUUCGUGUGAAGGUGUGUGCUAGUGGAAUUUGCCACACUGAUGACCAUGCCCUGGGAGGUGGAAUGGCCAGUUUAAAUUUCCCUGUUGUUUUGGGACAUGAAGGCGCUGGAGUUGUUGAGAGUGUUGGGGAAGGUGUAUUCAAAGUUCAGCCAGGAGAUCAUGUCAUCCUUUUGUGCAGUCCAAUGUGCAUGAAGUGUAAAGCCUGUCUGCACGAAGAGAGCAACUUCUGUGAAAAGAAUGAUGUUGGAAAAAAUGUUGGACUCAUGUUGGACAAAACCACCCGAUUUUCUAUCAAGGGAAAAAUGAUCCACAACUUUAUGUCCACAAGCACAUUCACCGAAUAUACUGUUGUGGAUGAAUUUGCCAUUUGCAGGAUUGAUAAAGCUGCUCCUUUCGACCAAGUGUGCCUGGUUGGAUGUGGCUUUUCUACUGGUUUUGGAACAGUUCUCAAUACAGCAAAAGUGAAGCCAGGAAGCACAUGUGUAGUGUUUGGCCUGGGCGGAAUAGGCAUGUCAGCAGUCAUGGCCUGUAAAAUAGCUGGUGCCACAAAAAUUAUUGGAGUUGACAUCAAUCCAACCAAGUUCAACAAAGCUAAAGAGCUGGGAUGUACUGAGUGUGUGAACCCAGAUGACCAUAGCAAACCCAUCCAUGAGGUUAUCACCGAGAUGACCGAUGGGGGAGCUGAUUAUGGCUUUGAAUGUAUUGGCAAAGUUGAUGUGAUGGCCUCCAUGAUUCAGUCCACUAAUUAUUCCUUUGGAUCUGCCUGCAUUAUUGGUGUUCCCAAGUCCACAGACAGGAUUUCCCUUGAUGUCAUGUGGCUGCUAACUGGACGCAAAGUGCAAGGAGCCUUCUUGGGAGAUUACAAGGCACCUCUAGACUUUCCUGGAAUAGUCAGUGACAUGCUUGCUGGGAAAAUUGACCUUGAUCCCCUGGUGAGCUGGAGACUGCCAUUGGAGAAGAUCAAUGAAGGCUUUGACCUUAUGAGAAAUGGAAAAACUAUCCGUACAGUCCUUAUGAUGCCAAAGAAAUAAAGAAUAUCCAAGGAAUUGCUUGUGACUGAGAAACACAAAUCAUUUCAGAUUUACACAAACUAACCUUAGUUGCUUCUUUGGUGUGGUGUGUUCAUUUUCCAGACUUAUGUUGGGUGAUUUUUUCUUUCUAAAGGGAAAUAUUUGACAUUUAACAUGUAACUCUUUCUUUCAAUAUAUUUGUUAUAACCAAGAAUAAAAUAUAUGAUUCUGGUUUUAAAGGUU